CGGCUCCCUCAGCACCACUCCGCCUCCGCCGAGCGCUUCGGUUCCGAUCGCUGAACAGAACUACAGACCCGUUCUGGUUCGUCACGUUCCGGUUUCCUGUUCUGAUCCGGUGCUGACUGCAGCGCCAACGCAGCAUCAGAGCGGCGCCGCGUUCCUGUUGCAGGGAGAAGAACAGCAUCAGAACCGGGACGGGCCGGUUCUGACCCGGAGGUCGGUUCUGAAGCCGCUCAGUGGUUCUGGUUCUGGUCUACCUGUUCAGCCGGUCUCCUGGUUGCAUUUCGUCCUCAGAUGAACGAUGGACGUCUCAUGGCUGUCUCUGCUCAUGAUGGCCGCCAUCUUCGCCACCUCCGUCCUGCUGGCCGCCGUCUGCUUGGACUGCGGCAACAAAAGUCCUCUGGCCUCCAUUAGCCAGACGGCGGCGUCAGAGGAAUACGUCCCAAGUUCUGGAUUCAUUGUUGUCCAUCCAUGUGCCGGUCAGGCCCGGCUGGACCAGAACCUGGUCCACUCUCCCUCCACCCUGAAGCCUCACCCGAUCCCUGCUGGUCGCGGUUCUGGCCAGCCGCUCCGGCCCUACACACCGACAGAAACCGAGAGCAACCCGAGUUACGAGAACCCGGCCCCGGGAACAGAUUUUCCCGACAGCGACGCUGAAGGCAACGGAUACAUAGAGGUCAUUCCUGGAGCCGAGCCGAGCCGAGCCUCCACUCCCAGUUUAGAUAGCGCUGACUACGUCAACCUUGAAGAUGAAAAGAAAAAACAAGAACUAGAACCGAAACCAGAGGAAGAGCCAGACCAGGACUCGGACUCGGACUCAGAAUCUGAUCACAACUACGAGAACGUGAAGUCAGCAAACGGAUCUCCUGCAGCCUCGACACCGGACGAAGAUGAGAACUACGUGAACGUGAACAUGAACAAAUGAUCCGGUUGGCCCAGCAGGAGGACUGGUUCUGACAGCUCUUCAUCCUCAUCUUCAUCAGAACCAGGAUCCUCCAGCCUCCGUUUACACUGCUGUUUCACCUCAUAGCUUGAUUUCUGUAAACUUUGACUAGACCUCUAGACUGAUUUGUGCGGCUAAUUUAAGGCGAAAUAAUCUGACAGGGAGCUAAAGAUGAGGGUGAUGGACCGGAGGCCUUCCAGCCUCUGGGGCGGUUGGCCUGAUGUGAAGCCAGUAAAAGUGUUUCUAUUAAUGAGAAGGGUAGAAAUACUUUUUAAUAUAUUUUAUCCAAAUAAAAGUAGAAAGGGAUUUUUUUUUUGUUUUGGAAGUUUUCUAUUUUCCAACCAUAAAACAAACUUCUUGGUUUGAAUCUGCCAAGAAUAUGAAGAGUGAGAGCAAAAAAUGCCCCGACAGGAGGAGGUGAAAAUAUGAACGUCUCUAGUUUGUCAGAAACUCCAGAACCGAAACAUGAUUUUCAUCAUCCAAGAUUUUCUCCAUAUCUUGGAUGAUCCAGCAGCUUCAGAAACCAAUCAACAGAAACAAACCGGGUCAAUUAGCCAAUCAACUGGAAAAAUGACUUUAGUGACAUUUUCACCAUGUCACUCGUUCAGACGCCAGUUUAUGAUUGCUUGAGGCUAAAUGCCCAAAUUAUUGCUGUUAACUUUUGAUUGUGUAACUUUUCAAAUGACACACAUGAAAGGAAACAUCCUAUUUACUUGGAUAAGCAAAUGGGAAGGUCAGAGGUCAGCCAGUCAUUCUGGAUGAAAGGGAGACAGUCGGGGACACAGCCAUGUUGAACUAACUGGGAUUAAAUAAUCCAACGAUACUAAUCUGUUAGAACGAGCUGACGCAGACUCCUUAAUCUAGAUUAGGUUGUCUCUCUGUGUUUCUGCUUUGACUCUCCAGAUUUUUCAAUAAUCUGAUCAAUAAUCUUAUUAUUGAUCACUGCUUAUCUAAAGCUUCAUGUUCACCUCCUAAGAAUUUCCUUUAAAUGUGACUUUUAAAUCCAGAAGAGGAAUCUCUGAAACAUUGAACCAAAAAUCCAGAUUAAUCCAGAGUAGCACUUCCUGUUGUCAGGCAUCGGGUUAAAUAUUUAGUUUAUUAAUUCAUUGCAACUUUACAAAUGACUGCGGUAUUUUUGCUGGCGUUGGACGCCGUUUCAUUUCACUGACGACUCCUGAGAAUGUUUUUGAUCCAGCGUCUAUUUAAAUGUUUUCUGUCAUCUGAUAUAGAAAUGUUUUUAUCUGAAUUAAAUUUUACAUUUUAGAAAAACCCGAGACUCUGGCUUCCUUGCUUGUCUGGGGACUGCAGCGCCCCCUGGGGACAAACUCCAGAUCAGCAGAUCACCAUUAAAUUAUUUAAUCCGAGGAUAAAUCNAGAAUGUUCUCAGGAAUAUUUUCCUUCUACAUGUCCAGAACUCAAACAACCCAGGAAGUUGCCAGAUCUUCAUGGGGUUCUGGUUCUGACCCGAUUCUGCUCCCAGGGGGCAUUUUUAGAAAAAGCCCUCAGAUGGAGCUCCGCCCAGAACCAGAACCUGGGCUGCUUGGACCCAGGUUCUGGUUUUGUUCAUGAUCCAGAUCUUAGGCAGCAGAAACUAACUCAUCUGCUCCAAGAGUCAAGAAGCAGAAGACAAACAAAAUCGAGACAGGCGGCCAUGUUUUCCCGGGCCGGAGGCGGCCAUGUUUUCCUCCUCAUCGUGGAUCGGGUCGGCUGCUCUCUGAACAUAAUGGAUCAAAUUUUCUGUGACCAGACUGGUCAAAGCAGAGACCUCUGGUCCCGAUGGGACCCAUUCUGCUUAUUUAUAAAGGGGCUGAUCUGGGACGGUGCUCACAGACUUGCUUACACACACACACACACACACACACACACACACACACAAUUUCGUUUUCUGUACGAUGACCUGGAGGCCGAUUCUGGUUCUGAAUCCAGAAACACCCUGAAGACGGCACCACGUGGUUCUGACCACAUACUGGAUCAGCAAAACACUGCAGGCCCGGAGGAAUCCAACCAGAACCUAGAAUGGGCUCGACUCCGGACCCCACAGCUGAACAGUCAGAACUUUAGUGGAACUCCAUGGAGUUCUCCACCAGCAGAACCUUCUCAGAAUCAGGAGGCGACGGUUGGACCGGGUCACCAGCAAUGUUCUGUCAACCAAUUUUAGAUCCUCUUUAGCGGUUUGGGUCCAUCUUUGGUCCAGAGAUGUGGGUCAUGAAUGAUGUAACCAAAUUCUGGCCCAGCAGGAACAGAACCAGGACGACCCAGAACCCUCCAGAAACACUUUCCAGAAGCUUCAGAUGAGAAGGAAUGAGAUGGUAAACGUUUCUUCGUUAUUUUAUGUUACUUUUACACAGAUUUGAUGAAUCAGUUAUCGAUCUGUCGGUAUUUCCAGGAAGCAGAAAAGUUUCAGAAUAAAACCUGUGGCUUCAUGUGCCAAGGCUAAGGUCAAGGGUCAUUCUUCCCGUCAUGAGGGGGGGUCCCAAACAUUAGGAAGCGUGGUUCUUGGUUCUGGAAUCAGUUCCUCUGAUCUUCGAGGUUUUCGUCUCGAUUCUUUUUGACGACUAAUUUUUCUCAGCCCGUUUCCGUCCUGAGCUGCCAAGAACUGAUCUGGACUGGAUGGACCAGAACCUUCGGCCCAAUCCAGGACAGAAGGAAUAAAAGACGCCACAUCAGGUUGAAUGUUUCACUAUAUUUAUAUUAUAUCAUUAAAUUUGAUGUAGUACCUGAAACUAACCACACGGGACAGCGUUGGCUGUCCUCAACAAACGGUCCCAGCAAAGAGAGAAAAGAGACAGAGAAAGGCACAAAGAGUCUUCCAACUGAGACGAGGACAAGGACAUGGAGGACAGCGGACAGGCUGAUGAGCAGACAGACACAGAAAGGCACAACUAGAAAUAAUUCUCUGAAAUGUUCUAGAAGUGUUGAUGAGGAGGAGAGGACAGCAGGAAAAGACCAGGGGACACCAGGAGCUCCGUCCUUUUUGUCCCCAAAAUAAAAAA
This is a messenger RNA of Poecilia latipinna (sailfin molly), 3930 nucleotides long. RefSeq lists its product as uncharacterized. Bases 296 to 919 code for a protein of 207 amino acids. Lineage: Eukaryota; Metazoa; Chordata; Actinopteri; Cyprinodontiformes; Poeciliidae. The record is from RefSeq and is a predicted model, not a curated record. The transcript has 14 exons.